Molecule: messenger RNA, 5121 nt
Organism: Pocillopora meandrina
Lineage: Eukaryota; Metazoa; Cnidaria; Anthozoa; Scleractinia; Pocilloporidae
Source: the annotation of a GenBank genome assembly
AUAAAAACUGACGCGUACACACGUGUUUCUAGACACAUUUUCUGUAAGAGUCGUUGCGGCUUAAAGUUUCGCCAAUCUUCUCUCCGAAAAAACCUUUAAAAUUAGAACUUACCUGCCAAAAUGCCUGACAUCGAAGAAGUUCAGCAAAUGGAAGAGGACAAUGAAACGGAGACCUUCGCUUUCCAAGCGGAGAUCGCACAGCUGAUGAGUUUGAUCAUCAACACGUUCUACUCGAACAAAGAAAUUUUUCUUCGAGAAAUCAUCUCCAACGCUUCUGAUGUGAGUAGACCUGUACUAAUUUCCUCUCAUUGUUAAGCACUGCUGCUAUCGCACUGUCUCAGACUUAUUUCGAAUCUCGAAUAUCUAGGAACAAAUUUUGUACCGCGCGUAUGGACUCUUGGGCCCUACCUUGUCAGCAACAAAUUUGAAGAAAAAUUCGGCAGCUGCCUUUUUUGUUAUGCAACCAAUCUCACGUACGAAACUGUACAAAGACUAAAUGAUACAGAUUUCUGAAGCGAUCGAGUCUUGCCGAUCAGUUCUUGGACAUGAAAAAUUUGCUGGGAGGAAGUAAUAGGAAGUGAAACAAAUAAUCGUUUGGCUAGUUUACUUUUUCCUUAACCGGUCUAUGUGAUAAAUCUUACCCAAGAAUCUUUUCAUUUGUAACUAGCGAUUUAAAAUCCAGUGUCACUCAAUAAUCGAUGAAUUUAAUGUUCCAUUUUGUCUUAGAGUAUAGCGAAAGCGAAACCAUUUUGAGCACAUGGCGUCGUUUAGAUCACGUGGUCGUUUUCUGGCGAGUUCUUCGAGCCGCAAAAGUUCUUCACUUAACAUUUCUCCUCGCCUUUCAAAAUUAUUUGUCAUUGUUGAGGUAAAUAAACUAAAUGCUUAUGUGUCUUAUGUUCUAGGCCCUCGACAAGAUUCGAUACAAAAGUUUAACUGAACCAUCGAGUUUGGAGAGCUGUAAGGAGUUGAAGAUCGAGAUUGUUCCGAAUAAAGAUGACAACACCCUGACAAUUCACGAUACUGGAAUCGGUAUGACCAAGGCAGAUCUCGUUAACAACUUGGGAACCAUCGCUAAGAGUGGAACGAAAGCUUUCAUGGAGGCUCUGCAGGUAAGCACAUGACCGCCCCCCCUAGAAAAUCAAAUUUAAAAAACUUUUUUCUUUGUUAAAAAUUUGAUCGCUAUAAUUUGUUCGAUUAUUUCUAAAUUUGAUAUGUUCAGUUUUGUUGGAGUUGCUGACGGAUUUGUGAAAUUAUAUUACAUUUUGGGUUUUGUUUUGUGACAGCAUGGUUAACUUUCAGAUAAUACUUUGUUUUUUUUGAAUUUGACAAUGACAACGUAGUUAAAUCUCCUGUGUAUUAAUUUUUUUUCUUCUCCAUUAGGCUGGUGCUGACAUUUCCAUGAUUGGUCAGUUUGGUGUUGGUUUCUAUUCUGCCUAUCUGGUUGCAGAUAAGGUAGAAGUGUACACCAAACACAAUGAUGAUGAACAAUACAUCUGGGAAUCUUCUGCUGGUGGUUCCUUCACUGUGCGCCGUGUGUCAGAGGAAGUGAUUCCCCGUGGAACCAAAGUGAUUCUUCAUCUCAAGGAUGACCAGAUGGAGUACUUGGAAGAGAAGCGCAUUAAGGAGAUUGUGAAGAAGCACAGUCAGUUUAUUGGAUAUCCCAUUUCUCUGCAGGUAAUAUUUUUCUCGAACAUGCGAGCCUGAAACCUGGGAAAACUGUGAAAAAACAAGAUAAAUUUUGAGAUUUCUCUUUACAGUAAUACUGCUGAAUCAUUCACUAAGAUUGUGAGAAUGAAAGAAAUGGUUCCUAACCUUGGAAGCUUUGAUGGUCAAUAUAUUAGAUUCUUCUUGUCAGUACUAAAGGAAAUAUAUAGGGAAAGAGUGUGGCGAAUGUGGUUGCAGAUGAUAACCAGGGUGUAAGAGUUGACUGGCAAAUGAAGUGUCUGCUGUCAAGUCAAAUUUGAAAUCAAUCUGCAUUGUAAUAAAAAUAAAUAAUUGAAGAGCUUGACUUUUGAGUUACCAGUUUGUGUGGAUGUUAAAUUUGAACUUGAUGGUUGUAUUUUGAAACUAUGAGGAGGAAGCAAUAGUCUCUUGGUUGUUUUAUGAAAGGAAAUUUUGGCAGUAAUGGCAAAUAUAGGUAGGAUUAAAAGACAAGGUUUUAAAAGUCAUCUUGUCAAUCUCAUUUACCCUAGGUGCAAAAAGAGCGUGAGAAGGAGGUCAGUGAUGAUGAAGAUGAGGAGGAGGAUGAAAAGAAAGAGAGUGAAGAUGGUGAAAAGAAGGAAAAUGAGGAAGAUGAUAAGCCCAAGGUAGAAGACUUGGAUGAAGAAGAAGAAGAGAAAAAAGGUGAAAAAAAGAAGAAGAAGAUCAAGGAGAAGUACACUGAGCUUGAGGAACUCAACAAGACCAAGCCAUUGUGGAUGAGGAACACUGAUGAAAUUACACCAGAGGAAUACGCAGAGUUCUACAAAAGUUUGACAAAUGACUGGGAAGAGCAUAUGGCGGUCAAGCAUUUUUCAGUUGAGGGACAAUUGGAAUUCAGGGCCCUUCUGUUUCUUCCGAGGCGGGCACCUUUCGAUUUAUUUGAGAACAGGAAAAAGCGCAACAACAUCAAGCUUUACGUGCGUCGUGUAUUUAUUAUGGACAAUUGUGAGGAUCUUAUCCCAGAGUAUUUGAACUUCAUUAAGGGUGUCGUGGAUUCUGAAGAUUUGCCGCUUAACAUUUCUCGUGAGAUGCUGCAGCAGAACAAGAUCUUGAAGGUGAUCAGGAAAAACAUCGUCAAGAAGUGUUUGGAGCUGUUUGCUGAAGUGACGGAAGACAAGGACAACUACAAGAAAUUCUACGAGCAGUUUGGCAAGAACAUUAAGCUUGGCAUCCAUGAAGACAGCGUUAACCGUUCCAAACUUGCAGACCUUCUUAGGUAUCACUCUUCUGCUGCUGGAGAUGAGAUGACAUCGCUCAAGGAUUACGUCACAAGAAUGAAGGAUAAUCAGAAAGACAUCUACUACAUAACUGGUGAGAGCAAGGAUCAAGUUGCCCACUCGGCUUUUGUGGAGAGGGUCAAGAGCCGUGGAUUCGAGGUGUUGUACAUGACAGAACCAAUUGAUGAGUAUGCCGUGCAGCAGCUGAAGGAAUACGAUGGAAAGAAACUAGUCAGUGUCACCAAGGAAGGCCUUGAGUUACCAGAGGAUGAGGAUGACAAGAAGAAAUGGGAAGAAAAGAAAGCCAAAUUUGAGCCUCUUUGCAAGGUACUGUUUAGUGAUAAACUUUUUGCGAAUUGAAACAAGAGUGUAUGCUAAAAUUGUUUUUAAGAAAAGUGGUUGGUGUUUUCAACUGUGCUUUGUGACCUACCUGUGAGAAAUUGAGAAAAAAAUAGGAACUUUUGUCCCUGUUAAAAUAAUGUUUCUUAAAUUUUUUCUGGCAUUAACUGUUUCCCAGGUUUCACAUCAAACUUGAUUUUAAAACUGUUGGAGGAAUUCUCAAUAUCCUAUACUAUUUGUAUGGUGAUAUAGUGAGGUGCUUUUAAAAAUUGUAGCAUUUCUGAUGUGGCAUUGAGUUGAGGGCCUUGUUGGUUUCACUUACUGAAAAUAAUUUCAGUAAAUCAUUAAAAAAUGUUAUCUUGAAGAGACAUGUGUUAAAAGUUUCAGUGACCCAGCAAAGACAGACUUGAAAUUGUCUGGCCUGUGAUAUACCCAAUGAGAAUGCAAGGGAUGAAUUGUUUUUCUGAGUUGUAUUGGUCUCUUUUUGGUAAUUUUCUAAUCCUAAAUCAAAUGCCAAAUUUAUGGGGAACUAAAUCCAAUAUCAUUCUUGGGAUGUUAAAUAUUGUGUCUUUUUUCAGACUGUGAAGGAGAUCUUGGACAAAAAAGUGGAGAAAGUGGUAGUGUCUGCACGUCUGGUGUCAUCUCCCUGCUGUAUUGUGACAAGUCAGUUCGGCUGGACUGCCAACAUGGAGAGAAUCAUGAAGGCUCAGGCUUUGCGUGAUAACAGCACUCUAGGAUACAUGGCAGCUAAGAAACACUUGGAGUUGAAUCCUGACCACUCCAUUGUUGAGACCCUCAGGCAGAAGGUGGAGACAGACAAAAAUGACAAGUCUGUGAAAGAUCUUGUCAUGCUGCUGUAUGAGACCUCUCUUCUGUCCUCUGGCUUCACGUUGGAUGACCCUCAGGUUCAUGCUGGCCGCAUUUACAGGAUGAUUAGUUUGGGUCUUGGAAUUGAUGAAGAAAUGGAUGGUAUGCAGAGAUAAUGUUUUGCGAGAGUUUUGGAUGUUUUUCUUAGGCCCAGCCAGGGGUUUCCAUAAGGGUUAGUAGAGGCCCAGAACUAAUCAGAAUUGUUUAUUCAUUCCACAGCGGGUGAAGAAGUGGCAGCUGAGGGAACUGGUGAAGAUAUGCCCCCUCUUGAGGGAGAGGAUGGUGAUGAUCCUUCAAAGAUGGAAGAAGUUGAUUGAUCUCUUCUGUUCUGGAAAUUCUUGACAAGAGUUGCUAUCUGUCUUUCAAAAGUUACAUUGUUAUCAUAGCAGAAAUAUUGCUGUUUAAACAAGAGUGAAAUGAUUUCUUACAAGAUUACUGAUCAGGUUUUAGAAUGAAGGCUUCAUCUAAUUUGUUGGCCAUUAAAUAAUUUAAAAUUUUCAUGAGAGUUUGGGUGCAAAAUAUUAUCCACUUUGACAUUGUAGAAGUUUGCUAAGGUAAUAAUUUUGUUCAUUAGUUUUGUUUGUACUGUUUCAUUGUGAGUUUGUUUUGUUUUGUGGUUAAUAGUCGUUCAGUAUUAUAACCUGCUUAACAAGGCUGUUGAGAUUUCAAAAACAAUGGAACACUCCAGUUAGAUUUUCAGACAUGAGAUAGCUGACUCUGGAAGUUAAAAUCUAGUUUAAAGAGAGGACGGGCUCUGAUUACUUAGUCACUGUUAGCCAUGUCUGCUGAGUGAUAGAGAUAACGCAUUUAAACAGUAUCUGGUUGUUCAUUAUUAACUGUUUGCUUAGCCAGUGAAAUGAUCUUCAUUAGACCUUGCAGAAAACAGGCAGUUGGCACCACCGCUGCAGUUUACUUUGCCUGCUAAAGUUUUAUCUACCUAACAUUGUAACUUUAGAGUGGGAUAUGCAUAAUAAAAAGCAAGUUCAUUCAAACUAUC